CGAUGAACCUCACAAGCCUUUCCAGCUCCCAUUGGCAGUAAAAAUCCCCUCUAACCCACCCAAGAAAAUGGAUCCCGCGCGAUGGCCGAGGAAUACAAUCGAGUCGUACCGUAGCGUAGGUACUUCUAAAGAAAGAAUCAUAAUGGAUGUGUGGAGCCAAUCACGAUUCAUCCCUUCCUUUUUUUUUACCACCUGGUGAUGCGAAUUGUUUUCUUUCAUGUGCGAGUAGAGGAGAGGGGUCUCCCCCGCGUGUGGGGAAGUGCGUGUCGGGGGUUGAGUGCUGGGGAUCGGGAUUGGUGGCGUUUGCUGGUAAGCAUGUGUUUCGAUUUUUCUUUUUUAGGUCUUGUUGAUGGUCUGGACGAUCGUGGUUUGAACGUCAUUUUUCUGGUACUGUAUUUAUGCCGUGCUGUGUAAUGCGGUGCAGUCAGAUACGGUAAAGCUACUCGUACUGUACAAGUGCGGAGACCCGGGUUCUUGGGAUUUGGAUUUGGAUUUGGACUGUGGAUUCGACAAUACUUAUUGGAGUUUGGAUGGGAAGGUGGGCGAUUCACUGGACUGGACGGUUGGCAACGACGAAUUGGGUUCUUGGGCAGAUAGGAGACGGUGUCUGAGCUGCGGUAGAGCUUUCGUGCACGCGGGAUGGAGAUGAUGAUGCGUAGGAUUACCACGUCGAUAGAGAUAUGAUUGUACCUCCGACGACGACGAGCCCCUCGAUGAAUGAUGACGAUGCUCGGUCUACUACCUCGAGUUCUCGGGAGAGCAUCUCGCCCCGGUUGCGCGGUGCGAUGACUGGGAAGAAGGGGGAUGGGUCGCUCGAUGAUGGGAAUGGUAAUGGGAGUGCGAGGGGGAGUGGGGAGAGAAAUGGGAUGGCAAAUGGGAACGCAGAUACAUUCGAGAGUACUGACUCCGGGAUUCGUACUAUAAAAACGAUAGGCAGAUUACCGGAUUUCAAAUUAAGAGGGAAGACGGAUGAUUUACCUCAGUAUAUCCCCCUUCUCUUCACCAACCAUGGCGUUCUGAAAAUGAAAGUGUAUGGGAAUGCUAAUGCCUUGAGAAUAGGGAUUGGUGGUUCGCAUCUACGACUAUUCCACUCCUCGCAGCUACCAUCGGACCUCUCGCAAAUGUCCUCUCCAUCGCAGCCCUGGUUACCAAAUGGAGAGAUAGUCUCCCAAAUAAUGGGAUUCUCCCCGAGGGCGCUGAUACCAAUGGUGUGGGGAUCCCCGAUCCGAGGUGGUGUAUCAUACUUAACGCUUUCUCUCUCGGAUUUGGGUUCUUUGGGAAUUUCUGUUUGCUCUUGAAUUUUACGAAGAGGGUGAGGUAUAUUGUUGCCUUGCCUGCUACCAUCAUUGCGUGGUAUUUCGCUACUGGGAUUGUAAGUCUUUUGAAUCGUGGGGGUUUGGUGGGAGUGCGGCUAAUGUGUGUGAUAGCUUAUUGGAAUUAUUGUGGGCAUGAAUAGUUAUGUUCCUCCUGUUGGCCCAGGGGAAACGUACUCGCAAGGCUUCUACUAUGCUAUCAUCGCCGCGGUUCUUUACAUGAUAGGCUCUAUGAUUCUUAUGGUCAAUAUGCUUGGCUAUGCACUCGGUCAUUACCCGCAACAUUUCGACCUCGACGAUGAUCAGAGAACGCUCAUUUUACAAACGAUGAUGUUCUUCUUCUGGCUUGCGGGCGGAGCAGCGGUCUUCUCAAAAGUAUGUGGCUUCACGUAUGUCGAUGCAUUAUACUUUUGUGACGUUACAGUCCUCACUGUUGGAUUCGGUGAUUUCGUGGGAACCAAUGAUGCCGGUCGUGGAAUCGUCUUUCCAUAUUCCGUUAUUGGAAUUAUCUUUUUGGGGUUGAUGAUUAAUAGCAUUCGCAAGUUUGCAGUGGGAAUGAGUAAGGACAAGGUAAUUCGAAAACAUCAACUUCAGCAACGAGAACGGACGUAUGGUCGUACUGUCACCAGUGAGAGGGAGCUUAGAGAUCGUUUAGGCUUGCCACCGAGAAGAGAGACACUUGUCGGAAGGAGAGCAUCUGCCACCUCGGCCAAGAUAUCGACAGCUGGGACAGAAAAAAGGCACUCGUUAGAUCAAUAUGGACAUUUCGAUAUUCAAGGCCGAACCAUCAAAUUCAAGAAUACUCACCCACCAGCUGGAGACAGCGAAAGAGAAAGAGCCAAACCAGAGAGAGUCUUGAGCUUCCCUCGUAUGUCACUCAGUCGCGAUCGCAAGAAAGCCAAACACGGCAAAGCAGCCGAAACCCGACGAGCUCUCAAAAAGGAAAAAAUUAUCCUCCUGAAAGAAGAAAAAGACCGCUUCGACACGAUGCGCGAAAUCCAAGCCAACACGCAUAAAUUCGAGCGCUACUGGGCCUUAUCCAUGUCCGUCAUCGCCUUCUCCCUCCUCUGGUUAAUCGGCGCCCUCAUCUUCCAUCUCGUCGAGAAAAGAAUGCAAGGCCUAAGUUACUUCCAAGCACUAUAUUUCUGCUACGUCUCCCUCCUCACCAUCGGAUAUGGGGAUUUCUCGCCGAAAAGCAAUGCGGGGAAACCCUUCUUUGUGAUCUGGUCCCUGAUAGCGGUCCCGACGAUGACGAUUCUCAUCUCGGAUAUGGGGGAUACGGUCAUCUCGGCCAUCAAUCGCGGCACGUUUACGCUGGCGGAUUGGACGGUCAUGCCUAAAGAGGGGGUGUGGCAUGAUUUUUUGGAGGGCCAUCCGAGGCUUAAGAAUUACUUUGAGAGGAAGACGAGGGAACGGGAGGAGAGGAGGCGGAUUGAGAGGGGGUUUGAGGUCCAGGAUCCGGAUUUGGAGGAGGGGAGUGCGUCGGUUACUUUGGAUGAACUGGUGGAGGAGGGUGGGGAGCCGGUGAGGGAGAGGAGUCAUCAUGAGCUUGCGAGGCAGUUGGCUGUUUGUAUUAAGCGUGUCGCGGGGGAUAUGAGGGCCGAGAGAGCGAGGAAGUAUAGUUAUGAGGAGUGGGUGGAGUUUACGAGGUUGAUUCGGUUUAGUAGUUUGGAGGAGCAGGAUGAUGUGUUGGAUGGGGAGGGGGAGUUGGGAUUGACGGAGUGGGAUUGGAUUGGGUAUGGUUUUUACUGCUUUCUUUCUAACAUUCUUUUUGUCCUGAUUUUCUCCAUGAGAUUUCGUACUCCCGUUCCCUUGGUUCUUCGGCGCCGCUAACCAUAGUGUAAACAGAGAAGACAGUCCCAUGCUAGCCGAAGAAGGCGAAAGCGAAUGGCUCCUCCAAAGACUAUGCGAGAGUCUCGACCGCUAUACCCGCAUCCAAGCACGAAAGGUUUGUCUUCCCUCUUACCCUUCCCCUCCCUUCCCUCCUCCCUCCAUAACUCACCGCACAUCCCUCCAGGCCAAACUCGCCCUCACCGCCCUAGAAGCACACAACCACCGCACCAACCAUCACCACCCCACCGACCUCUCCUCUUUCCGUCCCCUGGAGCGGGAAUUCGGCAUCGAAACUCGUUCGACGCAUCCUCCGGCUGAUGAACAUCCCCAUCAUCACGCGAGUUAUCCUGCGCACCCUGGGAAGAGGACUGGUGUGAGACAUGAGCAUUUUGGAAGGAAGAUUUCGUUUGAGGAUGGGGUUGGGGGUGGGGGGAAGCAUGAUGGGGUGGUGGAUGAUGGGGAUGGGGAGAAAGUGGGUGGGGAGUAG
Hymenoscyphus albidus is the source of this 3633-nucleotide messenger RNA. Lineage: Eukaryota; Fungi; Ascomycota; Leotiomycetes; Helotiales; Helotiaceae. The record is from the annotation of a GenBank genome assembly.